CAUACGGCGGGAGCCUUCCAUCUUGGUAUACGAUGUAGGGUCAAUGAGGUCAGCUCCAGCCCUAAGUUGCUGCUUCCCUUCGUCUUUCAGUGCCGUCAUCAGUAAGCCUCUACAGAAACGGAAGACGAGGCGGAGUUUCAUGGCCGUCGCCCCACAGUAGCAGUGACGCUUCAUGUCCCUGGCACGUUCACCUAGGCAUAUAUAGCGUGUGUCCGGCGGCAGCACACCUCCAGCCGCCAGCGUGCUUCGCCCAGUAUCCGCAACCCGCCAGCAACAUCUACCACCAUGAAUGUUCUCCGAGUCGCCGUCUCCGCAGCACUGCUUCUUUCGAAUGCCUUCGCCGCGGCCGUGCCCUCUAUCAAGUACUGCCAGAAUCCUCGUGCUGUCAAUACCGACUACGUUGGACGCGACAAGAAUGUUCUCGUACAGUACACUGCUUGCGACGGUGUUGCAACGACCCAAAUCGCCCGUGCCAUCGAGGCGAGGCAGAGCAACAACGUUUGUGGCGCGCCCUACAAUACCUCCUGCUUCACCCCAUCCGGUGGAGGACCCGACCCUAACGAUUGCCACGUCAUUACCGACGCGCUGCUCUACGACAGCCAAAACAUUGGUGCCUUGUUCACGCUCGAUCCCGCGCAGAACACCUCCCUCAUCACGAUGACCUACCAGAGUUGUGAGAGUUUCAUGGUCAACCAGGACAACGUCGCUCUGACGUACUGCCGGACGGACUGGGCAUCGAUCCUUGAUAACCUCGCGUUCAACUGCCAGGCUACACAGAACGCGCACGGAGGACUUUCCGUUGCGACUGACCAGGAAUGGUUCAUCCAGGUCCAGCAUUCUUGA
Molecule: messenger RNA, 843 nt
Organism: Phanerochaete carnosa HHB-10118-sp
Lineage: Eukaryota; Fungi; Basidiomycota; Agaricomycetes; Polyporales; Phanerochaetaceae
Exons: 5
Coding region: 286-843 (185 amino acids)
Source: RefSeq, a predicted model, not a curated record